Molecule: messenger RNA, 909 nt
Organism: Mucor mucedo
Lineage: Eukaryota; Fungi; Mucoromycota; Mucoromycetes; Mucorales; Mucoraceae
Product: Fcf1-domain-containing protein
Exons: 3
Coding region: 92-790 (232 amino acids)
Cellular component (GO): small-subunit processome; nucleolus
Molecular function (GO): small ribosomal subunit rRNA binding
Source: RefSeq, a predicted model, not a curated record
ACUCUUUUUUUUUUAAAGAGUCACAAAAAAAAAAAAAGUAUGGACAAACUAACUGUGAAAGGAGCAAAAACUUUUCUUUUCUAAACAAUCAAUGAGUCCCAAAUCACAUCGUUCGAACAAGAAAAUUGUUCACGCCUACUCUGUAGGUUUUGGUUUCAGACCUCCUUAUCAAAUUUUGCUGGACGGUGACUUUUGUAAAGCUGCUUUAGAGAAGCAAAUUUACAUCAAGGACGAGCUUCCAGUUUUAAUGACAGGCUUGACGCGUUUAGUUGUGACAGAUUGUAUUUUGCAGGAUAUCAAGGGUAGAGGACAUGAUUUUACAAGUGCGUUCAUUUUAGCCAAACGAUUCGAAACACGUCGUUGUCCACAUAAAGAGAAGGCAGUGUCUAGUUACGACUGCAUCAGAGAUUUAGUGGGUGCCGAAAACCAUCAGCAUUUCUGCGUCGCUACACAAAACCCUAAAUUAAAAGAUCGCAUGAGAAAGAUACCUGGCGUGCCUCUUAUUUAUGUCAACGUGAAAGGAAAUGGUCUUGGUCUUGAACCAAUGACCGAAAAGUCAAAAGAAAUGGUCAAAUUGAAUGAAAUAGAAAAGGUAAAGCCUUUGGACAAGGAGACUGCAAGAUUGAAGAGAGCCCUUUAUUCGAAUGAGGAGGAACAAGUACAUGAGCCUAAACCCACACCUAAAAAGAGAAAGGUGAAAGGCGUUAAUCCAUUAGCAAUGAAAAAGAAGAAGAAGAAGGCCCCUCCUCCACCCAAAAAGAAAACCGUUGAAAAGAAAGCAGCAGAAUAAAAUCUGAUGUAAAUUUAUUCUAUUUUGGGGAGUUGCUGUGGAGUGAUAGUUUUGUUUUUUGAAGUGGUAAAGAAAUUAAGUCGACAGUUGCAAUAAAAUUGCCUGAAGAAUGAUGGAGU